UGCAGGGUUGCCAACCUUUUUGCUAGCCUGACUCCUGUGCCUUUAAAAAGACCUUGACAGUCCAAGAUUAAGCAGAUGAAGCUUUUGCUGCAAUGGAAAUGAAGAGAUGGGGAAAUCUUCACCAGUUUAAUUUCUAUAUGCCAGGUUUCCUCUAAGAGCAUAAGAGCAGGAGCAGGUAGAGAGUUGGCAACCCUGCCUGCUGGUGCCUCGCACCCACCACUGGGCCUGGGAGUUCCGCCAUCCUUGUUUAGAUCCAAAUAUGGCAGUUGCUGGAGGGGGGGUCCCUGGCCGGGAGUGUUUACCGGUUGCAACGGAUCCUGAUGGGGCUGGAGGUUCCGCUGCUGCCUUCAAUCUCUCUGGACUCGACCGUUGGCAGGAGGACUUUCUGGCCUCUCCUGCUGCUCACAGCAAAUUUCCGUCCACUUUUGGCCGUGAGGUAGCGCAGAACAUGGCCUCAGACAAGGAGUCCAGAGACAUGGGAGAAGGAUGCCCCUUACUCCGCGGCGUGGGCAGCCUUGAUGGGGCUACUCCUGUGGCUCCUCUCAGUGACUUCCAGCCACAGGAGAUAUAUGAAGAGCGCUCCGUGGCCAAAACCAGCAAAUGGUCACUGAAGUCAUUCUCGGACGGCUCCAGGAUUCAGACGGUCAACACUGGGAACGAGAUCCUGGAAGAAGCACAUGCCAUCAGUUCCCUGAGGAGUGUCUUCACGGUUGAGGAGGAUGGAUGGUUUCUCCAGACCGUGGCCACCGAAUGGUCUUGUGAGAUUCCUGACAUCCAAGAGGCCGAGAUCCCAGAGGUCAACACAAGGGAUCAGGAGCUGGACGUGGAGAGCUUCGUCAGUUCCCCGAGCGUCCAGAGGCCAAGCACCGUGCGGAGGAGGCUGCAAAACACCGCCGCUGACCAAGAGCCAUCCCUUGGAGAGAGUUCUUUCUUCCCGGGGGCCGAGACUCCACACACCAGCGUGGAGGACGAGGGGUCGGAAGGGGACUGUGCCACCAGUUCCCCCAGAGUCCAGAAGCCAAAGAAGUGGCUCAUCAAGAAGAUGAUGAUGAACACCUACACAGUGGAAGACUCGUCCUCCGCAGAGUGCUCCUCUACGGACGAAGAUGACACGAUGCAUGACAUCAGCAGCAUCGAGGACGAGGUGUGGGACUCUCCGCUGACCCCCAGUUCGGCCAGGAACAUCGACGAAGAGGAAAGAAGAGGACAGCUGGCCCCAGAUUGGUUCUCCUCGGUCCAUCUGGGAGAGGGGAGAGCAACAAAGAAGAUCGGGGACGUCAUCCGGAGCGUGGAGUAUGCCAGUGAGGUGGAGGAGAGGUUCCCCGAACUCCUGGUAGGCCUGGUCAACAAGAUCCUCACAGGCCUGCAGAACACCACCGAGGGAGUCGGGAACCGAGACAGCCAAGACCUGCCUCCUGAGGAGACCGCGCAGAUUGUCCGGACCCUGCUGGAGAGGGUGGCACAGGUGACCCCGGAGAAGACCUGCUGGGAAUCCCUGUGCUCUCCGCAGAACUGCCUCCAGGGUGUGGCCCUCUUGGUGAGGGCUCUCCUACAGACACCAUCCUCCACAGUGGCCAGGCUGAAGGCAUACCUGGCUUCCCUCUUCAGCCUGGACAAAGAUCCAGAUCAGCAUUCCCUCACAGAGGUGGCCUUCUUUGUGGAGCUGCUCUUGAAAGACAAAGACUUCGCCGCCUUGGAGAAGACUUGGACGCUCCUGGUAGCGUGGCUAGUCCACCCCAGCCAGAACAUCCGCUACCUGAGCGAAAGGGGACUUCUCCAAAUUUAUGGAAAGCUGAAGGCGGUGAAAAAACCCCAGGAUUUUAGUGCCGGGAUCCUGGGAGGGCUCAGGACCACCAGUCUGGAAGCCACUUUGGGGGUCCUGGCCUUCAUGGAGCGGCUGAGGCACUGUCCAUCGGAACACCAGGCCACAGUGAAUGCUGUCCUGGCUGCCCUGUGCCGCCCUCUCUUCCACCACGAGGAGGCUAAGAUCCGAAGGGCAGCCAUGAAGACCCAUCUGGAUCUCCUGCAGCACCGCCACCACCAUCAUGAGGGUACAGAAGAAAACAUCACGACCCUCGUCGCGGUGCUGAUGCAUGUGGAGGAUGAGGACCUGGAGGUAGCACAGGCUGCGAAGGACAAUCUGAGCCUCCUGGCGGAAACCCUCCUAUGGCACCUGGAGGGCAGGCUGCUGGCGCGGGAUUCUUACAGCCUGCAGGAGCUGCUCCACAAGAUCGCCAAGCGUCUGAUUCGGCAGCUCGGCACAGAGGACGCCGUGGAGAUGGAGGCCACCAAGAUCCUGGGCUUCUUCCGCAGCGAGCAGCCUUCAGUGAGGAGAACGGCUGCCCUGCUGAUCGGUCACCUGGUCCAUAAAAAGGGCAGCAUCCUUACUGAAGGGAACAUAGAGACCUUCCAUGCUGCGCUGGAGAGCUUGCUUGGCGACCAUGACCCCGAGGUCGGGAGAGUUGCCUGCAAGACAGAGAAGAUCGUGAAGAAGGCCUUUUCCCUCCACUCCCGGCACGGGCUGCGGGCUGCCGUUCGGUGCUUGUGGGCGGGCUGUAAGAAGAAGAGACACCCGCCAGAGUACGGUGAUCUCUCCACCUGACCGACUGGAACAACAGCCCCGUGCUCUCCCCUUGAAGAUCAGCAGCUGAAGGGAGGUUCAGGAAAGACCGUGCAGCGCAGGGGCCUCCCAGAAGACCUCCUCCAACCGCGUGGACACAAGAUCUGUCCACAAGAAGACAUCCAGCAGGGAAGUGCAGUUCUGUCUGAGGAGUGAGGGGGAAGCAGGCUCCACUCCCCUGGCCCAAGGAAGCCCCGCCUCUGGGGUGCAGAAGCCCCUCCCCUUGCCUCUGCUGGCAGGCUGUGGGAGGAGGCUACAGGACCACCCUGCCCCCAAGUUGCCCUUUGGAACCAUUCUUGGGCUUCCCUUGGGUCCGGGGAGGAUGUGUGGCCCCACCAGGAGGGCAAGGUCACCGCCUCCCUCCCUUCCCACCAGCUGGCCAGGGAGCGCCCCCUCCUCCUUCCACCUUUCUCCCCUUCCCCAGCGGCCUGGCUUCCCCUGGCAGGGGAAGCACCAUCCAGGCAUCCGCCCCCCUCCCCUGCCGAGGGUGUGCUCCCCCCCCCACUCCCGCAGCCACUCCUCACUCCCCCCUCCGCUCCCUCCUCCUUCCUCCCCAAACCGGUGCAGCAGCAGAGGAGCCCGGGAGACUCUGGGGGCCCCCUGCAGCCCCAGUAGCGCCCCCUGGUGCUGCCCGGUGGCAGGCUAGAGAAUCCUCCUCUCCUCCAGCUCCUGCUGUGUAGCACGUGAUGAGGAUACCAGCAGCAGGCCUCCCCUCCAGUCCUCCCCUCCAGUCCUCCCCAUUUCUGGGGAGCAUCCCCUCCCCUCCAUAAGAUUUGGCAGGCACUGAUUCCUGCUCUUCGCUGUCUAAGGGGAUUACAAGGUGUGGCCAUGACACCAUCCCGUGCUGCAGUGGGGAGCCCGAGGUCAAGCAGAAUUCUCGGGCUUGCCCCCCCCCCCCGUCAACCCCCACCCCCUGCCCGAUCCCCGCUUGCUGGGCUGCCGGAGUGGAAAGGGAGGAGGAGCAGGGCAACCCCACUGACGCUGCUUUGUGCUUCUUGCAGGCUUGUGCUGCUGCUGGGCGGCUGGAGGAGUCGAUCCGCCCCAGAAGAGGAGACCAAGUGAACGUGCCUGCAAGGAGCGGGGGGGGGGGGGGGUUGGGGGUUGGCUGGGACUCCCCCCAAUUUUGUUUGCCCUGCCAUUCCCUUGUUCCGUGUGACCCUGGGCUUCCUUCCCUCCCUCCCUCCCCCUCCCUCCCAGGGACAGAAUGGGCUUUGCUGGUCGUCCUGUUGGGGGCCGAGUAGGAAUUUUUGGCUUUCCAACAGAUUGGCCGAGAUGGAAAGUUUUUUUGCCUACUCCAUUCUGUCCUGUUUUGUUUCUUUUAGUCAGGAAGUUAUGUGACGACUGGAAAUAUUACAUUAAUAAAGUUGCCACUUUUGUUAGCA
Molecule: messenger RNA, 4002 nt
Organism: Hemicordylus capensis (graceful crag lizard)
Lineage: Eukaryota; Metazoa; Chordata; Lepidosauria; Squamata; Cordylidae
Exons: 22
Coding region: 260-2602 (780 amino acids)
Cellular component (GO): cytoplasm
Source: RefSeq, a predicted model, not a curated record